CUUUUACUUGCUGCAUUUUAGAUUCCGGUUCGAGUUAAGAAAGUGAGAAUUUGCAUCUCCUCUAUGCAUGGCUUCCUCCUCAUUCUCAAAAUCUAGAACCCUGGUUCCUUAUCUGCUAAGCACAAGACUCGCUAUUCAUCAGUCUUCACAUUUCUUGGCUCUAAUUCCAUCCUCAAAAAAUCUCUUUGGGUUCAUUCCGCCGCCUGGUGGUGGUGGUUCUCUUCUUACCCUUCUUACCUCUCGCCGUUUUAUUCAAUCAAUCCCAGCUGAACCCGCAGCUCACGUUUCUCAUGAUCUUCCGCAGGUCCUCGAUUUCCCUGGAGGGAAGGUUGAAUUCACCCACCAAAUGAAAUUCAUUUCUGAAACCAUAGAUGAAAGGAUUCACUGCUACCGCGUGCUCAAUGAUGAGGGUCUCCCUCUGUCCAUCAAUUUUCUGAAGAUUGACAAGAAGGUUGCUCAGAAAAUAUAUACCGACAUGGUCACUCUUCAAACAAUGGAUACCAUUUUCUAUGAAGCACAAAGACAAGGAAGGAUAUCAUUCUACGUCACUACUAUUGGAGAAGAGGCCAUCAACAUUGCAUCAGCAGCAGCACUACGCAUGGAUGAUGUCAUCUUUCCUCAGUAUAGGGAGCCUGGAGUGUUGUUAUGGAGGGGAUUCACCCUACAGGAAUUUGCAAAUCAGUGCUUUGGAAAUAAAUAUGAUAAUGGGAAAGGCAGGCAGAUGCCUAUCCAUUAUGGAUCUAACAAGCUCAAUUACUUCACUGUCUCAUCAACUGUCGCUACACAAAUUCCUCAUGCGGUUGGCGCUGCAUAUUCUUUGAAGAUGGAUGGACAGGAUGCAUGUGCUGUCGUAUAUUUUGGAGAUGGAGGCUCCAGUACGGGUGAUUUCCAUGCUGCACUAAACUUUGCGGGGGUGAUGGAGGUGCCCGUGAUCUUCUUUUGCAGGAACAAUGGUUGGGCAAUAAGUACACCUGUUAGAGACCAGUUCCGAAGUGAUGGAGUUGUGAGCAGGGGCAAAGCAUAUGGAGUUCGCAGCAUUCGUGUUGAUGGAAAUGAUGCUCUUGCCAUCUUCAAUGCUGUUAGUGCAGCUCGUGAGAUUGCUGUUAAGGAGCAUAAGCCUGUUCUCAUUGAGGCGCUCACAUACAGAGCGGGACAUCACUCCACUUCAGAUGACUCCACAAAAUAUCGUUCAUCUGAUGAGAUUGAAUUGUGGAAAAGGGUUCAGGAUCCUGUGACAAGGUUUAGGAAGUGGAUUCAAAGAGAAGGUUGGUGGGACUCUGCAGCGGAAUCUCAACUUCAAACCAGUAUAAGGAAGCAGGUCUUAUAUGCAAUUCAAGUGGCAGAGAAGGCGGAGAAACCUCCGAUUACUGAAGUUUUCACAGAUGUAUAUGAUGUCCCCCCUGCCAACCUCCUUGAGCAAGAGAUUUCACUUAGAGACACCAUCAGAAGGCACCCUCAUGACUACUCUUCUGAUGUUCCUUUCUAGGCUCAACCUGUGAAUGCUUACUUUUCACUUUCAUUUUCAAG
Cuscuta europaea is the source of this 1527-nucleotide messenger RNA. Lineage: Eukaryota; Viridiplantae; Streptophyta; Magnoliopsida; Solanales; Convolvulaceae. The record is from the annotation of a GenBank genome assembly.